Phlebotomus papatasi is the source of this 2336-nucleotide messenger RNA. It is a transcript of the gene vari, whose product is annotated as protein PALS2. NCBI's taxonomy places the organism in Eukaryota, Metazoa, Arthropoda, Insecta, Diptera, Psychodidae. Bases 190 to 2064 code for a protein of 624 amino acids. The transcript is spliced from 9 exons. Gene Ontology annotation, cellular component: plasma membrane; cell-cell junction. The record is from RefSeq and is a predicted model, not a curated record. Gene Ontology annotation, molecular function: protein binding.
UGUGUGAGUGCGUGAGGAAGACUCGCGAGGGUGGAUCGCAGGUAAAUAAGAGAAAAUCACCCCAUUUUCCUCAAUUUUCCACCCAGUUUUUCAGUCUCAUUUGUUCUCUAACACCCAACGUACUUGUUUAACUCAUCUCUUAGUAAUUUCCCGCCGAAAUUCACCAUCAAACUGGAGAAACACCACAAAAUGGUUCGACUGAGCAAGGGGGAGCGCCAGGACAAGAGAGAACUCCUGGCGAGUCUCAAUCAAGUUGACAAUCUUGGAAGACCAAUGGACAAUGAGGCCUUCGAGAACUGCCAUGAACAUCUCGAGGGUGCUUCCAAUGAUACGGAUCUCCUCUUCCUCACCGGGCUCCUCAAUUCAACCGCUGUGACCCAACUCAUUAAAAUCCAGAAGAACUUCGACGAGGAGCCCGUUGAAGUGAUUGAGCCUGAAUUGCUGGGUGUGAGUGAUAUCCUAGCGGAAGUUGGUCAGCUCUGUGCUAGAUCGUGGAAGCCUGAGGCGCGUGAGUUGCUAAAGAUCAUUCGAAAUCCUCACGUAAAGGCCGUGUGUGAUACGCACGAUCGUGUUGGGCGAAAUCUCGAGGAGUACAGGGAGAGGCAGGAAGUGCAGCCGGUGAGGGAAAAAGUGCCAGAAGUUGAUCUGCUAAACAACGAUAUGCCAGUGGAGACGAUAAAGAUGGUGUGUCUCCGGAGGAAUCCCAGUGAACCGCUGGGAUUGACGGUGGAACUCGAUGAGCACAAACAAUUGAUGGUGGCCAGAAUUAUUGCUGGAGGCAUGAUUGAUCGCCAGGGACUGCUGAAUCCGGGCGAUGUGAUCCUGGAGGUGAAUGGGGUGCCAGUGAGCACGCCGGAGGAACUCCAGGCACAGAUAUCCGUGGCCAAAGAAUCAGUGACACUGAAGAUUGGGCCGAAUCUCGAAGAGGAGAUGAAAUCUGCCAGACUGACCAUGUCUGGUGGCCAGGUAAAGAGUGGGAGGAAUUUAGAGCCCGGGAAAAAGAUGACGUGCUACAUGAGGGCACUCUUUGACUACGAUCCUACGCAGGAUACUCUGCUGCCGUGCCAGGACAUUGGUUUGCAAUUCCAUCAUGGCGAUGUCCUGCAGAUUAUCAAUGUGAAAGAUCCCAAUUGGUGGCAGGCUAAACAUGUAGGAACAGAUGGUCCAAUUGGCCUGGUGCCGUCGCAGGAACUCGAAGAGAGACGCAAGGCCUAUGUUCAUCCAGAAGCUGAUUAUGUGCAUAAGAUCAGCAUUUGUGGCACGAGAAUCUCCAAGAAGAAGCGCAAAACAAUGUACAAGAGCAAAUCCAAUACGGAUUUUGACAAGGCCGAUCUCAUUUUCUACGAGGAAGUCACCAAAAUGCCACCAUUCCAACGAAGGACUCUGGUUUUGGUUGGUGUUCAGGGAGUCGGCAGGAGAACUCUCAAAAAUCGCCUCAUCAACAGCGAUCCCACAAAAUUUGGCACAAUUACGCCACAUACAACUCGGCCUCCUCGUGUCCUGGAGGAAAAUGGCAAGGGAUACUGGUUCAUCGAUAGGGAGGCUUUUGAGGAAGAAGUGCGCAAUAAUAACUUCCUGGAGCAUGGAGAGCACAAUGGAAACCUCUAUGGAACACAUUUGGACUCCAUUAGGGAUGUCAUCAAGCAAAAUAAAAUGUGCGUUCUGGAUUGUGCUCCGAGUGCCCUAAAGCUCCUGCACAAUAGUCAGGAGUUCAUGCCAUUUGUUGUGUUCAUCGCAGCCCCUGGAAUGGAGCAGCUCAAGCAGAUUUAUGCCGAAAGAAGAGCCACCGGAGGAUCCACCAGAAAUCUCGCGUUCGAUAGACAGAGCUCCAUUCGCUACAGUUCAAGAAGAGCCCGGACUUUGGAAUCCUUGGCAUCUCUCUACGAGGAUGAUGAUCUUAUCCAGGCGGUGGAGGAGAGCGCUUUGCUGCAGAGGAAGUAUGAGAAAUAUCUCGAUCUCACGAUUAUCAAUGAGGAUUUCGAUAUUACGUUCCGUAAAGUUAUUGAGGCACUCGAUGAAUUGGCUCAUUCACAUCAAUUUGUUCCUGUUAAUUGGAUCUACUGAGCUUCCGGAGAAUUUGGAGGAACAGAGAUAUUUUCUAGAGAUAUUGUGCAAAGUGCGGAUUCCGCAGAAAAAAAAUCGUUUAUUUUAAGUGGCAGCUUCAACGGAACGCUAUAGUUCAAAUUAGUGGCAUUUUUCUCAUCAUUUUAUUUCGUCCAGCAUUAAUCUCUCUUACGAGGCUCUCUCGGAGAGUUUUUUACCGUAUUUUUUAAGUAUUUUUGUCUCGAAUUUGUAGUUUUUUUUCUUUUGAAAAUAAAAAUUCGCUUUACAAAUUA